AUGCCCGCGACACCACCAUCCACGACGAACAAUUGGUGGUGUGACAUGAACACAGAAUACGCGUUCGUUGGAUUCAGCUAUGAGGUUACUGCUUGUCAGGAUUUCAACCAGCUCCGAUCCGAGUUCACGGACAUUCGGCAAAGGUUCAACGGUCGUUAUGUCCGCAUAUAUGGGGCUUGCACUGAUUUGACCCAUAACGACGAUGUUAUAAAUGCGGCCUGGGACGCUGGUGUAGGAAUACAUGCUCUUGUCUGGUUUGGAUUCGACGGUGGCGACAUCUGGAAAGCUCGUCGUGACACACUCUUUGCGACGCUAAACUCGAAUCCGAAGGCCAAGUUCGUCACUCGAGUGGUGCAGUUUGGCUCGGAACCGCUCUAUGAUAACGUUCUUUCGGUGGAUGAGCUCGCAGCUCAGGUGGGGGAUGCCAAGCGAAGAUUGUCGAGCUUGGGUAUACCCGUCACCAUAUCGGAGCUGGCUUAUGGGUAUCAGGCACGCGGCGGCGCGAAACCAGUCCUCGAUGCCGUUGAUUUAAUUGAUGCGCACAUGCUCCCCUUCUUUUCGCAGCAAGCUUCGACUGCAAGCGCGUCCUGGCCCAUUGUCCAGAAUGAUUUGAAUUGGUUUGUUGCGAACGGUCAAGGAAAGAAAAUCUACCUAUCCCAGAACGGUUGGCCCUCGGUCACCUACCAAGGUGUACAACCUAACAGUCCCAACGCAGUAUCUGAUGUCCAGAAUGAAUCAGAUUAUUACAAGCUUCUCGCUUCGAAGUGUUCCACCCUCAAAAAUAUUCAGGGCGGUGGCGUCGGAUGGUUCGCGCAUAUCUAUUCCGAUGCGCAGGAGCCGGGAUAUGGCAUUUAUGAUGUCAAUGGAAAUCUCAAGUUUGACUUUAACCCUCUUACGUCUUGUUAA
Messenger RNA from Desarmillaria tabescens, 906 nucleotides. RefSeq names its product glycoside hydrolase superfamily. The record is from RefSeq and is a predicted model, not a curated record. The coding region runs from base 1 to 906 and encodes 301 amino acids. The transcript has 10 exons. NCBI's taxonomy places the organism in Eukaryota, Fungi, Basidiomycota, Agaricomycetes, Agaricales, Physalacriaceae.